AGGGCCGAGACAAGGGGACAACCCCAGGCGUGCGAUGUCCCGAUUUUUCAGUACGGGGCCUGCAGAAGUCCCGGCCCCUUUGCUGGGGCCAGUCUUUCAUGCCGAGCCGUUCUUUGACGGUCCCGGGCUGGGCGAGGGCCCCCGGAGGCCGAAAGCGGCCCAACGUUUUACAUCUUCCGCCGUGCUUCUCAGCUUACGACGCGACCAUGUCUGGGAUCGGCUGGUGCUGGGCCUGCGCAGCCCGUUCCUCCUCAAGAUGCUCACCGGCACGCGGGAGCAGGCCGCACGCGAGGCCCAGCUGCCCGACGUGGCGCCGUGGCAGCCGAAGGCCGUCUCUCUCGGCCUGGACGUGCGGCCGCGAGGCCGAGGUGCGGCCUGGGGGGGCUCGUGCGAGGCCCGGGGAGGGCGCACCGCUCGCCUGCGCGCGGGCGGGCUCCGCCCCUCCGCGGCGCACUGCGCUUCGCUGGGGGGGGCAGCGCGGCGGACUCCGCACGCCCUGCGGCGCCGCGCGCUGCGCGAGGGACCGAGGCUCCGGAAUGAGCCCUGCCAGGGCCGGGCGAUCGAGGCCGCGCGCGCUCGUUUCGAGCCGGGGAUCGGCCAGAGAGUCGAUGUGCCCCAGAACUGAGUCUCUCGUUGAGUCUGCCGGAGAUGCGACGAGUGCUCGCAGAGGGUGUACGUAG
Molecule: messenger RNA, 680 nt
Organism: Prorocentrum cordatum
Lineage: Eukaryota; Dinophyceae; Prorocentrales; Prorocentraceae
Source: the annotation of a GenBank genome assembly